Cyclopterus lumpus (lumpfish) is the source of this 1992-nucleotide messenger RNA. Its product is annotated as zinc finger protein interacting with ribonucleoprotein K-like. The transcript has 3 exons. Lineage: Eukaryota; Metazoa; Chordata; Actinopteri; Perciformes; Cyclopteridae. The record is from RefSeq and is a predicted model, not a curated record. Gene Ontology annotation, molecular function: RNA polymerase II cis-regulatory region sequence-specific DNA binding; DNA-binding transcription factor activity. Gene Ontology annotation, biological process: regulation of transcription by RNA polymerase II. The coding region runs from base 195 to 1349 and encodes 384 amino acids.
ACUCUCCCGGUCGAAGCGAGAGAACGAGUGUCAACGCAAACUGCUGGACGCCGUUUUUCAGCCGGAAGUUCGGUUACACAGAGCAGUUAUCAAAUGAGCCGGUGUGGUCUGGUUAACUGACUGUCAGGAUGGACUAAGUGGUAGCUGACACUGAGCUGGUACCGGAAGAGAAGAAGAAACCUUCGCAGGACUGAAUGAGCCUCCAGCCAAUGGCGGCCCGCUGUGACGCGCGUGCCUCCAGGAGGAAGUCUCCUUCUACAGUGUUAUCUGCAGAUGUUCAGCAGUACACAGAGCCCCCACACAUUAAAGAAAAAGAGGAGAGAGAGCAGUUUCGAGUACCUGGCCCUGUGAAGAGAGAAGAUGAUGAAGCUCAGUCUUCACAGCUUCAUCAAAUGCAAGAAGAGAACGUGGAGGCAGAGCCAACCAGGAGCAUAGAUCCAGAUAGUCUUUUACAGCCGGGCUCCUCCAACCAAGCAGACACGGUGAAAUCAAAGCAGACCCAGAAAGGUGUAUCUGUCAGUCAACCAGCUAAGGCUUCAGACUCCAGUAAGUCUGAGCCCGAAGAUAGUGAUAGUGAUAGUGAUAGUGAUAGUGACUGGGAGGAGACAAAGAAACCUCAGUCAGAUUUAAGAAAGCUGAAAAACGAUGGCGUUACUGGAGGUAAUAUAGAACGUAACGCCAGCAAGAAGUCUUGUAGCUGCUCCAAGUGUGGUAAACCAUUUAAAGCCAACAGAAAAAGCUCUCCGGGAAUGGACCCCUCGGUUUGUUCAGUUUGUGUUCAGGGAUCCACACAAAGUGCCUGUUUAAUCACAAAGAAGAUAACUCAUUCAGGGGAAACCGUCUUCAGAUGUUCAGUUUGCAAGAGGCAAUUUAGCUACAAAGGAGACGCCGUGAGACACAGACGAAUUCACACCGGAGAGAAACCCUUCAGCUGCUCAGUGUGUGCUAAGAGAUUCACGCAGAGCACAGGCUUGGGCUCCCACAUGAGGACCCACACAGGAGAGAAACCAUUCAGCUGCUCACUCUGUCCCAAGCGGUUCAUCCGGAGUGGAGUUCUGGACCGACACAUGAGGGUCCACACGGGAGAAAGGCCUUACAGCUGCGCAGAGUGCAACGCCAGCUUCAGUCAGAGUCAGUCCCUGUUGAAACACAUGAGGAUCCACACAGGAGAGAAACCCUUCAGCUGCUCCGUUUGCAAUAAGAAAUUCACCCAAAAAGGACAUCUGACGCAACACAUGACACUCCACACGAGGGAGAAGUCCUUCAGUUGCCGUGUCUGUGGGAGAAAGUUCACCAGACAGUCUCGUGUGAACAACCACAAGUGUGUUCCUGAGAGCAGCAGUAAAUGAAACCGGAACUGUCAGGAGAAACUUCUCGCCUUGAAUGUCUCACUAUCCGCCCAAUAUGGGUGAAGUGGCUGAGGUAGAAGCAGCAUGAAUGUAUUUGCAAUAUGUACGCAAUUUUAAAUCAAAUUUUAAUUAGAAUGAACACAUCCUUUAUACAUGGAUGCAAACUAAAGAUUGACCGAUCAUCUUCGGCAAUAUUCAGCAUAUUUCAGAUAAUAGGAAUUCAUAUUAUUUUAUCCAAUUGCAGAUAUAAUAUAUUAAGUAAUGAAUGCACCACUUUGCCUCUGUCUGGAGUCACCAAUCUGUAGUCCGGGUCUACGCCCACAUAAGUGUCUGACACUGUUUGACGACGAUAUAUUGUCCCAGAAAUAUUUGCAAUAAACAUUUUUGUGAUUUUUAUCUGGUACAAUAAUAGCAAGUACACCUUUUUAAAAUAACAAUUCACUUUUAAUUACACAAACUAUUUAGUUAAUGGAAUUGGAAUGUGAAAGAAUAUCCUAAAUAAAGGAGGAGGCCUGGUGGGCUGGCCUCCUGCCAUGGCCCUGCUGAUGCCCCCCGCCCCCCUCUUCCUCGUUUUUUUUGGGAGUUUUUCCUGAUCCGAUGUUUGGUCCUGGGACAGGGAUGUCGUACGUGUACAGAUUGUAAA